AUGGAGGCUAUAGUUUUAUACCCAUCACCGGCAAUAGGCCACUUGGUCACCAUGGUGGAGCUUGGCAAACUCAUACUUACAACUCGCUCUCCAAAUUCUAUAUCCAUCCACAUCCUCAUCACCACUCCCCCAUAUAGGGUGGAUGAUACUGCUUCGUAUAUCGCCUCCAUCUCUUCCGAUUCCAUCAUCUUCCACCACCUCCCCGCCAUCUCACUCCCUCCCUGCGCCACCUCCUCAGUGCCCGCACACGAAACCUUAAUCUGUGACGUCCUCCGCCUCAACAAUCCUAAUGUCCAUAAUUCUCUCCGUUCCAUCAUCGACAAAAACUACAAGAUUCAAGCCUUUGUCAUGGACAUCUUCUGCUCUCCUGCGCUUUCUGUCGUCACCAAACUCAACAUCCCCGGUUAUUUCCUCUUCACCUCUGGCGCAGCCUGCCUCGCCUGCGCCCUCUACCUUCCCACCAUUCACAAAAUCAUAGACAAAAGCAUAAAAGACUUAAAUACCCUUCUCACCAUCCCGGGAUCACCACCUAUCCCAUCUUCAGAUAUGCCGAAACCCCUUCGAGAUCGUAACAAUAUAGUUUACGACUCCUUUGUCGAAAACUCAAUCGAGUUGGCCAAAUCAGCCGGCAUUAUAGUAAACACCUUCGAACGGCUCGAGCCGAGAGCCGUUAAAGAAAUAUCAGACGGACUGUGUGUGCCGGAUGGCCCCACGCCGCCUGUCUACUGCAUCGGACCGCUGAUAGUAGCCGUUGCGUACAACAAAAGAGCUGCAGGAAUGCACUCAGGAGGUGAUAACGUGUCCAAGUGUCUGACGUGGCUGGACUCUCAGCCACGUGGCAGCGUGGUGUUUCUAUGUUUUGGAAGCCUAGGGUUGUUCAGUAAAGAGCAGCUGAAGGAAAUAGCGUUAGGGUUGGAGAGGAGUGGGCAUAGGUUUUUGUGGGUGGUGCGAAAUCCUCCUAAUUCUCAAAACGGUCAAACCGUUGACCUUACGGUUCAAGCCGGACCGGAUUUGGAAUCUUUGCUUCCGGAUGGAUUUUUGGGUAGGACCAAAGACAGGGGGCUUGUGGUGAAGAUGUGGGCACCACAAGUGGCGGUGUUGAACCAUGACUCCGUAGGAGGGUUUGUUACUCACUGCGGGUGGAACUCGGUGUUGGAGGCGGUGUGCGCGGGAGUGCCGAUGGUUGCUUGGCCGCUGUAUGCGGAGCAAAGGUUUAAUAGAGUUGUGCUGGUGGAGGAGAUCAAGAUUGCUUUGCCGAUGGACGAUUCGAAAGACGGGUUUGUGAGUGCGGCUGAGGUGGAGAAACGAGUUACUGAAUUGAUGAACUCGGACUCGAUGGAAGGUAAUUCCAUCCGGGUUCGGGCCAAGGAUAUGCAAAUUGAAGCACGUGCUGCGUUGAGUGAGAGCGGGACGUCUAGGGUUGCAUUAACUAGACUCCUAAAGUCGUGGAACCAAUCAUAG
This is a messenger RNA of Malus domestica (apple), 1461 nucleotides long. RefSeq names its product UDP-glycosyltransferase 88A1-like. Lineage: Eukaryota; Viridiplantae; Streptophyta; Magnoliopsida; Rosales; Rosaceae. The record is from RefSeq and is a predicted model, not a curated record. Gene Ontology annotation, molecular function: UDP-glycosyltransferase activity.